This is a messenger RNA of Aspergillus aculeatinus CBS 121060, 836 nucleotides long. RefSeq names its product gamma-glutamylcyclotransferase family protein. The record is from RefSeq and is a predicted model, not a curated record. Lineage: Eukaryota; Fungi; Ascomycota; Eurotiomycetes; Eurotiales; Aspergillaceae. The coding region runs from base 213 to 836 and encodes 207 amino acids. The transcript is spliced from 3 exons.
CGUCCAUUGACAUCUACACAGGAUAGAAUAUCUUCAAGUAUUGUACUUACACACUCUCCCUCAGAUCACCACUCAAACUCAAUCCAGAUCCAAGAAUUAUCCCCGAACACAAAACAUACACUACACCUUAUCAGCUAUAUACACCACACAACAUAAACAAGCAGCCCUCCACCACCACCAUUACCAACAGUACCUACCUAGUACAACCCAAAAUGGGCGACAACACCCUCUUCUUCUACGGAACCCUAAUGUCCCCCCAAAUCCUGCACCGAGUAAUCCACGGCCGCGCCACACCGGAACCCUGGCAACGAGCGUACCUCACCAUCCAGCCGGCGGUCCUCCCCAACUACCGGCGGCACCGGGUGCGGCACGCCGAUUAUCCGGGGAUUGUGGCCGAAGGCGUGGCAGCAGCAGCAGCACUUCCCAGGGACGCGGGUAAAGCUGGAACUGACGCAGAUGCAAGCUCCGCCUCGGUGCUGGGGACGUUGGUGACCGGGCUGACGGAGGGGGAUGUUUAUCGGUUGGAUUUGUUUGAGGGGGAUGAAUAUACCAAGGUCAAGGUCAAGGUCAAGGUUAGGGUUAAGGGGGAGGGGCACGAGGCUAAUGGGGUUGGGGAUGAGGAGGAGGAUGUACGGGUGGGGGUGGAGGGAUUGGAGGGCACUGCCACUGCACCUGACGGGGCAGAAGCAGAAGUAGAAGCAGAAGCAGAAGUCGAGGCGCUGACGUAUGUCUGGACGGCCGGGAGGGAGCGGUUGGAGGAUGCCGAGUGGGAUUUCGAGGCCUUCAAGAGGGAUAAGAUGGCUUGGUGGGUCGAGGCGGAUGAGCGGGAUUGGUGA